AUGGACCGAGCGAUUGAACUCUGUGAGCAUUUGACCCAUGUGCUCGACGAGUGCACAUCAAGGCCUCUUGACCAGCCUCACCCACGGACCUUUGUUUUAGAGUCUUUGGGGAAAUGGAUCAAUUCGGAUCGAGAUGUCCUGUCCCACUACCUCGGAAGAAUGAAUACCGGCAGUGCGUCGCCCGAGCCCAGAGAGGACCCAAAAAAAGGAACCCAUAUGGAAAAAAAAACAAAUCAAAAAGACCUGCCUCUUGCCAUCAACGACAAAAAUUGCGCUGGGCGGCUAUUGCGUGUUGCCACCUUCAUACCUCUUGGCAAAUGA
Messenger RNA from Penicillium oxalicum, 321 nucleotides. RefSeq lists its product as uncharacterized. The record is from RefSeq and is a predicted model, not a curated record. The transcript has a single exon. NCBI's taxonomy places the organism in Eukaryota, Fungi, Ascomycota, Eurotiomycetes, Eurotiales, Aspergillaceae. Bases 1 to 321 code for a protein of 106 amino acids.